AAUUCCCAAUGACAAUUAAGAAAUGCAAAAAACGACCAAUUACAAUGCUCCAUUCGACAGCCAAAAAAUGUCAGGAAAAAACAUCAUGGCUGCCCCCGCCUUCCAAUUAACGCACACGUGGGUGAACGUCAACAUCAUAACCAACAUAACCUCUCUCCUCAGUUGAUAGACAUGGACAGCAUGAAUAUUGCUCAAAGAUGACAACAAAUAAUAGAAAUAACAUGGAGCAACAAAAGUGGACAGAUUUGCAAGUUAAACUGAGUGAUCCUAUCCUAACAACACUCAAGGAACUGAAAUUCAUCUCUCCAACGCCAAUUCAAGCAGCAUGUAUCCCCAUUUUACUGAACGGAAAAGAUGUUGCUGCAGAAGCAGUGACUGGAAGUGGCAAGACUCUUGCCUUCGUUGUCACCUUAUUAGAGCUUUUACAGAGGAGAGAAGAAGCAUGGAAGAAAAUUGAAAUUGGAGGGAUUAUCAUAUCUCCAACCAGAGAACUGGCCACGCAGAUCAGCGAAGUUUUAGAAAAAUUUCUGGAAAAAACAAAAUUAAAGCAGGUGCUUUUGGUCGGUGGUACUACUCUAAAGGAAGACAUAACGAGGUUAAAGAAGGGAGUUAAUGUCAUCGUAGCAACGCCUGGAAGACUGGACGAUGUACUCACCAAUUGUAAAGAUGUCAAUCUAGUUGGGAGCGUUAAAUCACUGGAAUUUCUGGUUUUAGAUGAAGCAGAUCGACUUCUAGACCUCGGCUUCUCCACAACCCUAAACUCAAUAUUCAGUUACUUACCAAGAUUGAGAAGAACCGGCUUAUUCUCAGCCACCCAAACGAAGGAAGUCCAGCAGUUGAUACGAGCUGGUUUGAGAAAUCCAACUCUCGUAUCCAUCAAAGAGAAAUCAAGUGUCUCAACUCCUCUAUUACUCAGCAACUACUACACAAUCGUCAAUGCCGAGGGAAAGAUAGCAUCACUCAUUCAUUUCAUAAACUCCAAAGGCACAAAUCUGAAGUACAUGAUCUUUUUCUCAACAUGUGCAUGCGUUGAUUAUUUCAGUCACGUCGUGGACGCGAUGUUGCCUUCAGCUAAAGUUCUGGCACUUCAUGGAAAAAUGAAGGGAAAACGGCACAAGAUAUUCGAUGAAUUUCGUCAGAUAGAUAGCGGUAUUCUAGUUUGUACGGAUGUAAUGGCACGUGGAAUUGAUAUACCAGAGGUCGACUGGGUUCUCCAGUAUGAUCCACCAGCAACAGCCAGCAGCUUUGUUCAUCGUUGUGGAAGAACUGCUCGCAUCGGUCACGAAGGCAAUGCUCUGCUAUUUCUUCUACAGACUGAGGACGCAUACAUUGAUUUUAUCAAACGAAAUCAAAAGGUCGAAAUGGGAGAAAUUAUCGUCAAAGUCGAUGAAAAUUUCGUCGAGAAGUGCCUGAAAUGCAUGAGAAAUAUGCAGACAAAGGAUCGUCUCCUGUUUGAUAAAGCAAAUCGUGCAUUCGUAUCGUACAUUCAAUCUUACAACAAACACGAGUGCAAUUUGAUUUUACGAUUGAAAGAUCUACAUUUGGGAAGUGUUGCCAUGUCUUUUGGACUUCUCCAUUUACCAAAAAUGCCGGAGUUGAAGGGGCGCGAUGUUACGGAUUUUCAGGAUGCCGAUGUAGACAUUAAUAAGAUAGCUUACAAAGAUAAGCAGCGGGAGCAAAAACGCAUUGAAAAACUCAAUAUUUAUCUUGAUACUGGAAUCUGGCCGAGCAAGGAUAAACGCAGGGGAAAACAGACUGAGCCUUGGUCUGAGGCGAAGAAGAAAAAACUCGAGAGGCAGGAGAAAAAAGGUAAAAAAAGGGAGAAGAGAAAUAAAAGAAUUGAGGCUGGUAAUGCAAAACCUGUUAAGAAAAAGAGAAAAGCUACGGAGGAGGAUAUCGAGGAGCUUGCGAGGGACAUAGCCUUGAUAAAAAAAUUUAAGAAGAAGAAGAUAUCACAGGAGGAGUUUGAUGCACAGUUUGGGGUGUAAGAUAGUUUUUCUCUAUUUUGUUAUUACAUGAAAAUUAUUUUUUGUAAUUUUUUAAAACAAUCGAAUAAAACGCGCGCGUAGAUAAUUAGAUCGCGUUAGAGUAAUUGACCGAUUUGUUUAUAUAAUUAUGGCAGUUAAUUAUAUUUCGCAUCUCGAUCUCGAUGAUUACAUGUGGAUGUUUUUAUUUGUAAGAAUUCUAGUUGAAAUCAUCAUAUUAUCGUGUAAUUAAUACAAAGUAGAUAAUAUAUUAAUAAUCUCAUUCAAGUGUAA
Molecule: messenger RNA, 2258 nt
Organism: Diachasmimorpha longicaudata
Lineage: Eukaryota; Metazoa; Arthropoda; Insecta; Hymenoptera; Braconidae
Product: probable ATP-dependent RNA helicase DDX55 homolog
Exons: 5
Coding region: 198-1988 (596 amino acids)
Cellular component (GO): nucleolus
Molecular function (GO): nucleic acid binding; ATP binding; RNA helicase activity
Source: RefSeq, a predicted model, not a curated record